Molecule: messenger RNA, 2732 nt
Organism: Paraglomus occultum
Lineage: Eukaryota; Fungi; Glomeromycota; Glomeromycetes; Paraglomerales; Paraglomeraceae
Source: the annotation of a GenBank genome assembly
AUGCCCAAACCAAAUUUGGAAAAGAAGAAACAUAAGGCGGUUUUUUGUUUCGCUCCAUACUGUUUCCUGAUUGAUGAUGCAGAACGUAUUGCAUCUGCAGAAUUGUCACCCAAACUCAAAGAGAAUUACGUAGUAGGGACAAUCAACACCGAUAAUCUUCUAUUCGGUGCGGGUAUUCCCAUUUUUGGUAAAAUUAAUGGCUUUACGUAUCCAAAUGGCACAGGAUUGAUGCAAUUGUUUCGUAGUCAAACACCUCCACUCGUCGAAAAUAAUUUGUAUAUUCGUCUGCUAUAUCCAAAUGGUACAUUGAACAAAUUUACUGUACCAACAUACGAUGUCCAUAACGUCCUACCGCGUGCUUACCCGCUCAAUGACGGAUAUGUGUUAGUAACGCAUCUAAAAGACGAUAUAGUUCUGCAUGGAAUGUUGGUCGAUUGGAGUGGCCAGGUAUUGCAACGUUAUGUGAUGCUUGCCGAUGGUCCUCUCAACGCCACUGAUUCCAAUGACUACAAAACACUCGUAAAAACCAACAUCGAUCCAGAUAAGGAUUUUCUUGUAACGGCAAUGGACCCUGGUAAAUUUAUCCAGUGGAAAAUUUUUAGUGCGCCCAAUAAUAGCAUGCAUCAAAUAACACAAUUGUACUUUGGCAGUAUCACGGGACAUAAUGGCAAUUUACUGACGGGUUUCUCAAUCUUUCCUACCACUGAAGGCGGUUAUGGCAUAGCAGUUUUAGAAAACAUAAUGCACCAAGUCGAAGAUAUUACAUUAUACCAUUCUUCUCCGCUAUGGUUUUUGUAUGUUAAUUUCUGGCAACCUGAUACUAGACAAUUCGACACGCCUCAUUUAGUUUGGCAGAGCUCCAACCCAUCAACCUAUAAUUUCUAUAAUUUAGAUGAGUGUGAAGUGGCUGCUGAUGGAACAGGAUACUUUUGUAUUAUAGAAUAUACUAGUUUUCAGUCUGUAUACGAGAAAACUAAUACGGAUUACGUAAAAGUGGAAUUCCUAUCUAGUGGUUCGGUAACUGAUGUCAACGUGAUAUUGACUGGUGCAGAAAACAACGCUGAAAAAAAUAUGUAUGGAAUACGGCGUCUGCCUUAUGGUGGAUUUCUUGUUAUACAAUUAAUACAAGAUCAGGAGGAUUAUACUAUAACAUAUAAUAUAACUGUCGCAGCUCAUAAUGGGACAAUUGUAAAGACCUUUUUGUUCGAUCAAUAUAUUGACGAUUUUGCCAUAUUUCCGAAUAACACUCUGUGGAUGGGAGCUGUAAACUCGUCACAGUUAAUCGUAUACAAUACACCACUUCCCAAACAAUUGCCAGAAGAUGCUGGAUUCAACAAUCUUCUUGUAAAGUCAUCGAGUCCGCAAUCGGGCACUUAUGUGUCUUCAAGUACUACGGAUAUUACACUGAUAUUCAGGGAUCAGGUUGCGCUUUCGACACAAAAUAUUUCAGUUUACCAAGCGACGGACGGGAACCCUAUCCUCAGGCAGGGUUUCAAUGCAAAAUCUAGUUUCUGUUCUGUUACAUUAAAUGAUUCGGCUGUAACGUGCAAAAUAUUCAAAAGUACUUUCAACACGCCUGAUGCUACAUAUGAUGUCGUUGUGGAUAACAAUUUUGUAAUGAGUAAAAGUUUGAAACAACCACUUCCCGGGGUGGCGAAGGGAAAGUGGGUGUACUAUGGAGACUCAGCUGAAGCUAAAGGAGAAUAUACAGAGACCACGACAGGUCUUUUAAGGUUGACACCUGAAGGAACAACUUACUUUGAACAAUUAUCUACUAAUGAUAAGAACUCGUUCUUAGACUCCAUGGUUACAAAGCUUGCUGAGCUCAUCCCCAUUGACCCAUCACGUAUAACCACCAGCAGACGAAAUCAACCUGACCCUAAUGCACAAAAUCAGAUAACGUUUCAAAUCACUCUCAAACCAACCGAGGAUCAGUCGCAGAAAACAGUACAGCAGAUUAUGGAUGAUCUUGAUGAUUUAAUUAAGUAUAAAGCUUAUAAUUCCUUUUCGCAGGAGAAUUUUACUAAGUAUCUCGACGAAACUUAUGGGUUUUCACCUGUCGCCAAUUUGUGGGCAACUUACAGAUUUAAAUUAAUUGGAUUGUUUGCUGGUCUCUUGAUAUUAUCAAUAAUAUACCUCUUCGCGAGACAGAAGUAUCCAGAGGGUCAAAAUUUUGCUGCUGUAAAGCUUGUACUAAUACUUGCAGACCUGAGUCUUGAUAUAGCGUUUGUACUCUCAAGUGCAAGGAACGUCCCACAAUUACAUACGCCAAGUAUAGCCUUUUUGAUAGUUCCUAUUGUCUUCAAUUCUACUUUGGCAUUUUCAAUCUUAAUGACAGAAUUAAGUAAAAAUACUAAAUUUCAAGAAUGGUUCAGCCAGAAUGUAAGAAUAGCUUCGAUACUUACUCUGCUAGCAGGUGCUGACGUUGAAGCUAUCACAUUUCUCGGAUCUAAAUUUGCUGGUUGGCAGAUGUUCUCUGCACCUUUGUCAAAGACAGCACUGAAUUACAUUUUCUGGGGUAGCACAUUAAAUUUGUUUAUUGAAGAUAUUCCCCAAUUGGUCAUUCAGAUUCUGUAUAGACAUCGAACAGUCUCAUAUGAUAUUAUUCCACUCUUGUCAUUAAUAAUGAGCUCUAUCAUCUUGACUUCUAAUAUUAUUGGACACCUCUAUGACGGAUAUAUAAAAUUGAAAGAAAAGAAACUCAAUCACUACAUUAAAGCAAAAGAUGAAAU